AUGCCAUCCAUGGUUUUUCUUUCAAAUCCUUAUUUCUUUGCAGCUUUGUCUGCAGCAUUAACUCUUCUGAUGGUUCAAGUUCUGUUCAGAACAUUGAACAAAAGCCACAGAAAGAAGUACCAUCCUGUUGCUGGUACCACAUUUAAUCAGAUGCUGAACUUCAACAUGCUGCACCAUUAUAUGACUGACCUUGCAGGAAAGUACAAGACAUACAGGUUGCUCAGCCCUUUCAGAAAUGAGAUUUAUACAGCAGAACCAAUUAAUGUUGAGUAUAUACUCAAAACCAAUUUUGAGAAUUAUGGAAAGGGUUUGUACAACUACAACAAUUUGAAGGAUUUACUAGGUGAUGGGAUUUUCGCAGUUGAUGGCGAGAAAUGGCGUGAACAAAGGAAGUUAUCCAGUCAUGAAUUCUCCACCAAGAUGUUAAGGAAUUUCAGCACUUUAGUAUUCAGAAAGAAUGCAGCAAAACUUGCAAACAUAGUGUCUGAAGCUGCAACUUCUAAUAAUCCGUUGGAAAUCCAAGAACUUUUAAGGAAAUCUACUCUGGAUUCAAUUUUCCAAGUUGCAUUUGGAACAGAACUUGACAGCAUGUGUGGAUCAAAUGAAGAAGGGAAGAAUUUUGCUGAUGCUUUUGAUACUUCAAGUGCACUAACCAUUUUUCGUUAUGUUGAUGUCUUCUGGAAGAUCAAGAAAUUCCUGAAUAUUGGAUCAGAGGCCACAUUAAGAAAGAAUAUUAAAAUUUUAAAUGAAUAUAUCCACAAGCUAAUCACCACUAGAAUUCAGCAAAUGAAGGCUCCAAAUAAUGAUUCUGCUAGCAACCGAGAAGAUAUUCUCUCAAGAUUUCUGCAUGUGAAGGGAUAUGAUUCAACAUACUUAAGAGAUAUAAUUCUAAACUUCGUUAUUGCUGGGAGAGACACAACUGCUGGCACACUUUCUUGGUUCAUGUACAUGCUAUGUAAGUAUCCUGCAGUACAAGAAAAAGCUGCAGAAGAAGUGAAAGAAGCAACAAACACAACAACAAUUAAUACCUAUGCUGAGUUUGUGUCAAGUCUAACGGACGAAGCUCUUGAAAAGAUGAAUUAUCUCCAUGCAGCAAUUAAUGAAACUCUCAGACUUUAUCCUGCAGUUCCCUGGGAUGCAAAGUUUUGUUUUUCUGAUGAUACAUUACCAGAUGGAUAUAAUGUAAAUAAAGGAGACACGGUAGCCUACCUAUCUUAUGCAAUGGGUCGGAUGAAAUUCAUAUGGGGUGAUGAUGCAGAGGAAUUUAGACCAGAAAGAUGGCUUGAUCACAAUGGCAUUUUUCAUCCUGAGAGCCCUUUCAAGUUUACAGCUUUUCAGGCAGGUCCUCGGAUUUGUCUUGGAAAGGAGUUUGCUUAUAGACAGAUGAAGAUAUUCUCAGCAGUUUUGUUGAGCUGUUUCCGAUUCAAAUUGAAUGAUGAGAACAAAAACGUCACUUAUAAGACGAUGAUAACUCUUCAUAUUGAUGGAGGUCUUGAAGUCAAAGCCUUCCACAGACACUGGGAUUAG
Messenger RNA from Gastrolobium bilobum, 1527 nucleotides. RefSeq names its product cytochrome P450 704C1-like. Gene Ontology annotation, molecular function: monooxygenase activity; oxidoreductase activity, acting on paired donors, with incorporation or reduction of molecular oxygen; iron ion binding. The coding region runs from base 1 to 1527 and encodes 508 amino acids. The record is from RefSeq and is a predicted model, not a curated record. Lineage: Eukaryota; Viridiplantae; Streptophyta; Magnoliopsida; Fabales; Fabaceae. The transcript has 6 exons.